UCACUCUACCAGGUCACGUCACUGUACCAGGUCACGUCACUGUACCAGGUCACGUCACUCUACCAGGUCACGUCACUGUACCAGGUCACGUCACUGUACCAGGUCACGUCACUCUACCAGGUCACGUCACUGUACCAGGUCACGUCACUCUACCAGGUCACGUCACUCUACCAGGUCACGUCACUGUACCAGGUCACGUCACUGUACCAGGUCACGUCACUCUACCAGGUCACGUCACUGUACCAGGUCACGUCACUGUACCAGGUCACGUCACUCUACCAGGUCACGUCACUGUACCAGGUCACGUCACUGUACCCAGGAAGAAAAGAGAGAUGUCCAGUGAGGCGUUCAGGGGCAGCAGGUCUUCUUUGUGUUAGAGUGUUACAGGGUGCACUUUGAGGUGAGAUGUUUGCGGUGCGGCGUGCGGUCACUGAUGCAUUCUGGGGGAUGUGCGCAGCGGACUCGCUCUCGAUGCCCGUUCAUUGGUUCUACGACGUGGACGACAUCCAGAGAGAGUUCAGAGGCUGGAUCCGAGAGUUCAGAGCGCCGAGAGACAAGCAUCCGUCCAGCAUUAUGAGCCUAUCAAACACAGCGGGCAGCGGGCGAUCGUCCUCUGGGUCGAGACGUCCGGACGUCGUGGGACGACUGAUCCUCCAAGACAAGCUGGACCUGUGGAGGAGAGGAGACAAUACACACUAUCAUCAGGGUCUGUGUGCGGGGGACAACACUCUGAACGUCCUGUGCUCUCUGAGAGUCGCCCUCUGUCUCGUAUCAGGAGGGUUCUCCGACCUCUCGUCUCCAGACGCUCGUGCUGCCGUGCUCUCAGACUACGUGUCCUUCCUGACGACAGAGGGAUCGCACCGGGACUCGUACGCCGAGUCCUUCCACCGGGACUUCUUCUGCUGCUGGCAGGACGAAAGGCCCACUGAGCCACAACAGCUGUUGGAGUUUGCGGAGCGGCGUAGCGUUAGCCCUCUGAGGGCGGCGCGGCCCGACGCCCAGCUGGACGCCAUCGGCUGUUUACCCAUGAUCCUCCCCUUCAUCCUGCUGGCAGCACACGCCCCUCUGGAGCAAGCGGUGCGAGGUGCGGUGGAGAUGGUGAAGCUGACCCACCCCCACCCCAGGGUGCCCCUCUGGGUGUCUCUGUACGGCGGGGCGCUCCACAGGGUGCUGGGGGGGGCGAGCAUCCGGGGGGAGGCGGAGCGCGCUCUGAAGAGCCUCGAGGCCUGGGACGCCUGCCGGGGGUUCAGCAGCAAGGCAGCAAGGUUCCCUGCUGGGUCGGAUCAGCGUCUCCGGGUUCAUCAGAGCGCUGUUAAUCAGCUGGGACUCGCCUGCUACACCAAAGGCGCUCUCUCCAGUCUCUUCUAUUUGGCUCUUGAGUUCCACGACGACGCGGCAGCAGGAAUCCUCACCAACACCAACUGUGGAGGUGAGAACUGUAAUCGAGGCGCGGCAUUGGGUGCUCUGCUGGGGGCGGGGGGGGGCAUUCAGAGGGGGCGGAGUCCCAGAGGAGUGGAGAGAGGAGCUUAGAGACGCCAGAGAGACCAUCCCUCUCAUCCUGAAGAACAUCAAAUAACACGCUCCUAUUGGCCGGCGCUCCAACACUCUGAACGUGAUAGGCUAAGGGGCGGGACUUCUCUAAGAUGUUGACCAAUCACAACAGAGCUAA
This is a messenger RNA of Trematomus bernacchii (emerald rockcod), 1669 nucleotides long. RefSeq lists its product as uncharacterized. The record is from RefSeq and is a predicted model, not a curated record. The transcript has 9 exons. Lineage: Eukaryota; Metazoa; Chordata; Actinopteri; Perciformes; Nototheniidae. The coding region runs from base 406 to 1530 and encodes 374 amino acids.